Dioscorea cayenensis subsp. rotundata (Guinea yam) is the source of this 1292-nucleotide messenger RNA. Its product is annotated as polyadenylate-binding protein 2-like. The record is from RefSeq and is a predicted model, not a curated record. Bases 345 to 1292 code for a protein of 315 amino acids. The transcript is spliced from 9 exons. Gene Ontology annotation, molecular function: poly(A) binding; mRNA 3'-UTR binding; poly(U) RNA binding. NCBI's taxonomy places the organism in Eukaryota, Viridiplantae, Streptophyta, Magnoliopsida, Dioscoreales, Dioscoreaceae. Gene Ontology annotation, cellular component: nucleus; ribonucleoprotein complex; cytosol.
CUCACACACACUCUCCCCCACUCGAACCAUCUUGAGAGCUGGAGGCCCACCGACGAGCUUUGAUUGAACCCUCGGAAGUUCCACCGACGAGCUUCAGCUUCAGCUUCAGCUCUGCGGAUGCGUCUCCUUCACUUUGGCGCUCUCGGUAAUCCGCAAUUUUCUGAGAUGUUAGAGCUGAGUAGCAAUGGUUGAAAGCUUGGGGAAUGGUUCUUUGGUGGAUCUGGGCGAGGAGGUGGAGCUGUUGCCGCGGGAGUUCGAUCCGGAGGAGAUCUUGUGCGGGAUAAAGUCGGAGGCGAAUGGGGCCGUAGGAGAGAGAGAUCGUUCUUGGGAGGAAUGUACAUACGAUGUGUCUCACGAUUGAUAAUGGGAAAGACGAGGUUAAUGUCGAGAAGAUCGCUUAUAUGGCCGGUGUUCUAGCGAGGUAUCGGAAGUCCCUUAUUGAGAGAACCAAACACCAUCUUGGUUAUCCCUAUAAUUUGGACUUUGAUUAUGGUGUUCUGGGUCAGCUGCAAUAUUUCUUGAUUAACAACCUGGUAGUUUCAUGCAAGGUUUCUGUGGAUGAGAAGGGGAUAAGCAAAGGGUUCAGAUUCGUUCAGAUGGAGUCUGAGGAAGCCGCUUUGUUAGCGAUCAGAGGUUUGAACGGAAAGGACCUCAAGGAUGAGAUCAAGAAACUUUAUGUGCCCAAAUUCCUCGAGAAGAGUGAGAGGGAAGCAUUGGCUAUGGAAUUCAAAUGUUCAACCCUCUACAUCAAGAAUAUUCUGAGUUCUGAUAUCACAGAUGAACUUCUUCAAGACAAGUUCUCUGAAUUUGGCAAGGUCAACAAUGCUAUUGUCAUGAAAGACAGUACUGGAAAGUCUAAAGGGUUUGGGUUUGUUAGCUUUGAGUUGCCAGAACAUGCGAAGAUUGCAAUGGAAGCAAUGAACGGCUCAAAACUUGGUUCAGGGUCAAAGAUUUUAUAUGUCAGACCAGCUCAGAAUAAAGCAGAACGUGAGAAGAUAUUGAAGUUACAGUUUGGAAAGAAGCUAGAUCAACCACUGAAGAAGAACCAGGGUGAGACGGUGUAUGUGAAGAACCUUGACAUCUCAGUUGAUGAUAUCAAUGUUCUUUACUAUAAUAACAAGGUUGAGUUCUUCACAAAAAAACAUUCAUUGCUAUUUUCUUUUGCGCUUGUUCCUUUGAUUAUCCUGAUUCAACGCAUCAUCUCACUGGAUUGUCAGACUUUUGGUUCAUUUGCAUUGGUUGCAGUAGAUGCUGUGUUGAUAAUUUUUUUGCAUGUAUAUGACAAUGAUUGA